AUGCAAGAAGAACAAUUUUGUAAGAAGAAAGAAGAAGAAAAAGCGGAGGAGGAUGAAGAAUGGAGCGAGGGGGAAGCCGAGCGGAAGACCAAGUCCCCGGCAGGGUCGGAGGCGAGCGAGGGCGCAAAGGGAGCGGCGAGCCCUCGGCCCUCGACGGCGUCGCCCGUCCCUGGAGCGGACCCUGCGGGGGCGGCCGAGCCCUCCGAGUCCCCGCCUGCGCCCACGCCGCCGCCGCCCAGGGUCCGGCUCAACCCGAGCUUGGCCACGGACCCCGCGCUGAGGCUCAAGACCGAGCAGGAGGAACCCAUGGAGGUGGAUCAGGCGGAGGCGGAGGAGCAGCCGCCCCCGCCCGCCGCCGCCACCCCCAAAAGCGGCGGACCCACCCCCACGCCCACGCCUACGCCCCCGCCCACGCACAUACCCACCAGCGCCGAGUUGGAAUACAUCGCAUCUCUUCCGCCUGUUCUCCAGACCGUUAUCGCCUCGGGUCGGUUUUUUUGUCCGCCAGAGCUAGCCCCUGCGAGGCCUACCACGCCACGUGCCUCGAAACAUGACGCCCCAUCCCCGGCUGAAAAUCGACAAGGUCCUGUUUUUAUGUGUUCACCAUGCGGUAUUCGAUAUAGUUCUCUGAGCACUUUGGAGGCCCACCAAACAUAUUACUGCUCGCAUCGGCGAACGGCAAAUAAAGGGGCGGAAAGUGAGAGUGAAGACUCGAAAACGCAAGGCGAGUCGCUCGCGAACGAGGAUGCCAGCGGGGCGGAGAGCGGGACAAGCGAACCGGCCCGGAAAACCAUCCGGAAAGGAAAAGCGUACCGGUGUCCGCACUGCUCGUACAGCGCCGACAAGAACGUGAGCCUGAACCGGCACAUGAGGAUGCACUCCACGUCCCCGGCAGCCCAAUACUCCGGCGAGACCCAGGUCGACCCGGUCCUCACCUCCUCUCACCUAGUCGACCGCUACUGUCAAGAUUGUGAUAUCCGAUUCUCCUCGCUGAAGACCUUCCGGGCCCACAAGCUCCACUACUGCAGCACGAGGCACGUCAUCAAGGGCAAGCCCCCCUCGGCCCCCUCCUCCCCCUCGGACAGGGUCACCCCCGAGUCGCCGAGCAUCCCCGACAAGGCCGCCAUCCCUCCGCAACCCAUCCUGGCGUUACCGACCAACCCCAUUCUCAUCGUCCCCUACUCGCUCUUCCAAAGCGCGAGCGUUCUCUCUGGUGCUGCUGCUAUCGGUCUGCCCACGCAGGACACGGCCUGUUUGCUCCUCCCCGAUGGCACCCUCCAACCCAUGGCUCAAGGAAUAUUAUCUCAGUCAAAUCCCUCUUUUCCUAAGCCGCACCGGGCACCCCAGUCCACCGAACCGCAGCAGGUUCCCAACAAGUCAAGAUUAGAAAGUUCGAAAGUAAAACAAGAAGCGGAAACCUCAAGCAGCACAACUCCUCUGGAUUUAAGUCUAAGACGGGAUUCUGCAGAGAGCGAUGUGGUGGUGGACAUGUCGGAGGACGAGAAAGAAAAUCGGCAGAGUGAGGACAACACGACCGACCACGAAGACAUAGUCUGCGCUCCUUCGAUACCCCUCAUGUUGUCAACUUCGUCAACAUGCUCGUCUCCUUCUCCUGUACCUCUCUCCCCAGCAAGCUCUACCAGUCAAAGGAAGCGACCCAAACUGAAUAACAGUAAUAGUCCUAGUCCGCAUUCUCAACCAAUCUCCCCUGCGAACAGCAUAAAGUCCUCCUCCAGGACACCCAAUGGAGUCAUAGGCUCAAAGUCUAACGAACCAGUCAAACGAAAAAGCAGCGCAGAUUCCCUUGACUCCGCCUCUAAUCUAUCAAGUUUGCUUCUGGCAGCAUCUAAUGCUCAAAAGAAAGAUCCGUCGAUUCAACCGGAGCUACCAUUCCCACCAGAGCUCAUUCCUCACCUGUCGUCCAAGCUAAAUUUAAUGAAACAGAGCAAAGCGGUCCCCCCUCUAUUGAGAGCGCCAUCUGAACUUUUAAGCUCUGCUAUUCUUCCACUGCUAACGCCUGAGGUUGCUCUUCAACUCUCCAUACCCCCGAUGGCACCUAUGGCUGCAGCCCCUCCUGACGUCGUCGGCCCUCAAGUAUUAGUCAAACAAGGAGUAUCCAAAUGUCAGGAGUGCAACAUCAUUUUUUGUAAAUAUGAGACAUAUCUCGCGCACAAGAAACAUUACUGCUCCGCGCGGAUCAAUCCUGAAUCUGAGGGCGAUUCAAAGUCGAGUCCUCCGACCUCGCCGGCGAAUAAAGUUACGCCCCCUCCUCCCUUGAAAGAAAGCCCGGGAACUCCUAUCCCCCCUCCGCCCCUCGCUAGUCUGCCUGGGUCCAAAACUCCUCUCUACCAAUUCAUAUGUGCGGCCUGCGGCAUCAAGUUUACCUCCUUUGAUAAUUUGACAGCGCAUCAAACGUUCUACUGUCCAAAGAGGCCAUCCGUAGAAGCAGAAACUAUCAAAAAAUGUCAUAAGUGUAAAGCAAACAUUAUUGGGCCCUUGGAGCAACAUCAAUGCAGUGCGACUGGUGUUGGUGGCUGGCGGUGUUUGGUUUGUCCCCAUGUAAGCGCAACAUCUGGAGCAGCUCAGCGACAUCUUGAUUCUCACACCAACAUUCGUGCCUUCCUGUGUUCAAUAUGUCGCUACAAAGGCAACACUUUACGUGGCAUGCGAACGCACAUCAGAAUGCAUUUCGACAAACGAACCUCAGAUAUUGUUGAGGAAAAUUACAUAUCUUGCCAAAUCGAGUCCCCGAAUCCCUCUCCAUCAUCAAAAGAGGGCCCUGAAUCUACAAGUAAACCCAGCCCUGAAGAUUCUUCAAGCUGUAAUGGCAACGCAACUGACAUCAUCAAAGUUAAGAAGACUGAGGAGGAAGAGUUCAUUGAUGUAGAUGACAUCACCAUCAAAUCUGAGCCGAUGGAUGAUAAUUCAAAUCAGAAUGCUGAGAUGAAUGCUGCCUCUCCGGAAGAUACCAACUCCCUCCCUGAGACUUUAAAUAACAACAAAAAAUUUGGAUCUAAUUAUUGUAAAUCUUGUGAUAUAUCCUUUAAUUAUGUGAAUAGCUUUUUGGUGCACAAGAAGUAUUAUUGUUCGAGCCAUCAAGCCAAUGAGGCCACCAAUGGUAACAACAAUGCGAAACCUCAUGCCCGGCCAACUAGUACUCAAGUGACGUAGAUGUAGCAGGAGAGCAUUUAAUUCUUAAAUUUUCCUGUCCAUAUAGAAGAUCCCCUAUUAUUCCAAAGAAAAUAGGAGUUUUAACUUUUAUUCUUUGCUUCUCUGUUGAUAUCUUUAAUUUUAUCCUUCAUUUCCCCUUUAUUUUUAAAUCACUUCAAAAUUUAGACUGAUAAUCAAAUAAAAGAUCUUUAGGGCUCAAAAAGUUCUGUGCGCACCUUUACAGAGAUCACAGACUAUUGAUAGACAUUGAGACCUCUGUAUUGACAAGCUUACCUAAAAUAAAUGGCCUUGUCAUUCAUUCUGAGAUGAUUGAUCUCUCUUUAGUAUGUGCCCAAUUUCUCAAUAGGUACGUAAUUACUUAAUUUUUAAGACAACAAAAGUUAAAAUUUUCGGCACUUAUACCUCCCAGACAAUUAAUUUUAAGAAUGAAAAUCAAAUUGAUAAAAAGAGCGGAAUAAAUUGAAUCGUAAUAGACUUUGUAUUAAAUUUUUUUUAAAAUUAUUGACCCUUUUCAUUGAUAAAUUGCAGCUUUCUAUUUGAAGUAAGUACAUUUAUAUUAUUAUAUUUUCACUUCACUGCAAUCAAAAAACAUUUUUAGAAGUAUGUGUGGUUUCUUCGGUAGAAACUUUUGAAAUUUUACAUUCUUUGUGAGUCAUUCUUUGAGGAUGCAUAAUAAUUUAGAUUUACGUGGCCUGAAUGUUAAUGUUGCUCUUUCCAGAAUCCUUAUCUGAAGAAAUUACUUUAUUCGGAUACACCAAAAGAAGCUUCUGAGGGGAGAUCUCUUAUAACUUUGAUAUACUCUUAGAGCUUCUUCCUUCUUCCUAUAAUUUUACAGACCCUCACAAUCAGUGGAAAUCAAAAAUAACAUUUUCUUAUCAAUUUUUACUAUUCUUUCACUUUCUCUCUAGUCGUUUUCAAUUUUUUGUCUGAAGGAAAAUGUUUUUGUAAGUGUAUAAUUUAUUAGAGGAACUCUAGAACAUUGGCUCAAAUUGCAGUUUUUGGCAGACUGCUUUGAGGUGCAGUAUAAAACUAAGCAAAUUCAUUUUAUCACACUUUAAGCACAUACCCCUCAGUAUUUUCAUCAUAAUUUUUAUUUUACAUUGUUGACUCUAAAGACAAGCCUACAGUAAUAAGUAUUGAGAUCUUACAGUUAUUGGUUUACUUUCGUCAUUGAGAGACUCUUUCUGAAAUUCUUACAGUUCUGUUGAAUACCUAGGUAGAUGGAAAAUGAAGCACUGAGGAUGUUAAGCCAUAGAUGUCCUUCAAAGACUCAAUUUUGAUCUCAAAUUGCGUUAAUAUUGCAUUUUUAAAAUUGUCUUAAAUUAUUCUAAAAUUUGCUGGAUUUAUCUACUUGUUAAGUUCAACAGAAUUAUACCUAAACUAUUCUAACAUCCCAUUCAUUUUGGUAUUUACUGGACCUGAUUGAUGUUUAAAGAGUUUCCCUUCUAUUUGCUUGAUAAGUGGAAGUUGGGAUCAUAAGUGUGCGUAAACAUGAUUUUAGAUCCAAUGGAUAUUUAGGCACCAUAAAAGUAUGUGUGUAUACCUCUAUGAAUGAUCAGCAAGGCAAUAUUUGUCGCUGAAGUAUUUUCAUUUUUUUGAAAUUUUUUUGAGCCAAUGACUUUUUUUUUUAAUUUUGGUGCUUGCAGCUAAAGCUGUAAAAAAUAUUUUCUUGUUAGUUACUUUUUUGAACAUGCGAGUCCUCUUCCUGCUGCUUUGGUAACCAAGGCUACCCAUAUGUACACAUGGGAUUAAACUCAUCUAAAAUGAGUGCUUAGCUCCAGUUAAUGUAAUUUUGAUUAUUCAAAAAGAAUAUACAUAAGUGCUCUACUCCUUUACAAAUUAAUUCAUUUUUAGGAAGAACAUGACUUAUUUAUCAUGGCAAUUUUCGUGAAAUUUGUUUUUAACUGCAAAUUUCAAGCCAUAAAUGACAGGUUAACUUUUUUGCUGAAAGAAAGGAGGAAAAGAAAGAUCAAUCUUUAUAAACACUGUAACAUUUUCAUUAUUUGUAUGUUUUUUGUCAUGAUCAAAUCCUCAUGUAAACUGCUGAAGUUACCCUUUUUCAUACUAAGGAUGUGUAAAAAUAAAAAAUUUGAAUGUUUUAAAAUGAAAAAUUUGAAUGUUAUAAAAUAAAAAAUUAGGGAUGAAAAAGAAAGUACUUAGUUGAAUAGUAAAAAUACAUUUUGGAAGGUAUCUCUUAAUACCAAUAGAAGAAACAAUUUAAUCGGCCCGAAACCUUGACAAAGAAACAACUUAAAUCAGGACUAAGGCCACAAAUAAUAACAAGGACACAUAAAGUAAAAUAAAAAGCCCGGAAACCGGGCUUGCAAGAAUACAGGGCUCUUUUUACUUUAUUUUAUGUGUUCUUUUUAUUAUUCGCGGCCUUAGUCCCGAUUUGAGUUGUUUCCUUCUCUGAAUACCUUCUCUAUUUGUCAAGAAUAUGUACUUGAUGAACAGACAGGAGCUUUUCCUCUGUUGGUUACCCUACCUUUAAUGUUAUUAGGAGCUUGUCAAAUCAUUUAAAUUAGUAUUACUUCAAUAAAUUGGAUACAAACUACCAUUACAUACAAUAUCGAUUGCUGACUGCAAACAUGCCUUCUCAGGUGCAACAUAAAAAAAUCUCCAAUUAUGUUUCAUUUUUUUCAUGGAAAACUCAUCAAGAUAUUUCCUUGCAACUCUGUGUUAUUUUUUCAGAGUGUGUGAAUACAAUUCACCGAAAAAAAUCAUAGAAGCUAUGAGUGUUAGUCCUCUUUUAAAGGAAAUAAAACAUAAUCGGAUUCUUACAAUGACCCAAUUAUAACUACGCUUUUUGCAACUUCAGCCUUUGAUAUGUACCAUUGCAGCAUGAAGACUGGAUUGAAGGGAUCAUUUGGCAAUAUGCCAGGCAAUGAUAAAUUCUGUGAAAGACUAUAAUUCCAUUUUUAGGUAGUUUAAGUGAUCUAAAAUAAUUUCCAUGUUGUUUUAAUUAAAGUAAUUAUUUUUACUGAAAGUUUUAAGUUAUUUUAUUUUUGACUGCGAUACUUAUAAUUUAGCCCUAAUGAAAUGAUCGUAGUAUUUAUGAUUUCAUAUGUUGCCUACAUAUUUAGUAUUGUCAUGUGCAAAAAUUCAAGUUUAAAUCCGUAAGUAAAGGUAUCUCAGAAGAAUUGGUUUCAAGAAAGUUGAGAAAAGAAAAAUUAGGUACCCAGUCAAACGGUAGGUAAUAUACACUUUUUAACUUUUUAAGGACUUGUGGAAAGUCAAUUCUUCUGGAGAACCAACCGUCAUAAUGUAGUAGUAACUCAAUUUGCCCUUAGACUAAUCAUUGUUUUGUUUCUUUGAAAAAUAUUUUUGUUUAUUCCUGUAAUAUUUUCAUAUCUAUUUGGUUACUCUCUUCUCUUUCUGUUUUACCCAUCACAGUGUAACCACAUUUAGGAAGUAUUACCCUUUUGUAAAAAAGUUUUUUAUUGUUUGUACAGUUGAAAAUUUUGAUAGAUCUAAAGUCAAGUGGCAAUCAUAUGCACAUUCAUACUAGUAUCAAUACUACCUACAACAAGGCAAACUGCCAACUACGAACUGCUCUCAUAUAUUGAAAAAUCCUCCGAAAGCUAGACUACCUAUGCUAAACUAGGUAGAUAAGCAAAUAUGACCUGUGCAGUUGGGAAUUUUUGUAUGAUAUGAACAAUUUCUUCAAAGAGGAGGAUCAUUUUACACUCAAUUGUAUGUCUCACAUUAUCUACUUUAUCAUAACUAACUCUAUCCCAGCAAAAUGUAACAUCUGUCUGGAAGACCACACCUACUCAUUCUUAUUCACUUAAAAUUUCACCAAAAUGAGACCUUUGUAAAAAUAAAAACUCAGUUUUCAUACAUUUAAAGAUAAUAUUUUGGAGGGAAACAUUUUUUCCAUAAUAUAAAUCAUCAUUUAAUGUGUUCUUUGUAGCCCCUUUAAAAUGUUGUAUGGAUAGGUACUGAAAGGUGGUAAAAUUUGUAACUUACCUUUUAAGCAUCUGCCAUAAUUGUACAUAGUACGUAGGUAGCUCCCCUAAGUGUAGGAAUUCGGUGUUAAAGACGUUCAUGUGUACUUUGUCUGUAAAAUCCUCUGUACGUGUUUCAAAUUUAAAUAUUUGUAAAUAAUCCACUUUACCUUUUGUUUUCUUUUUUUUUUAUUUUAUUUUGUAUGAUUUUUAGUUGUUUAUAGCUUUCAAAGCUUAGGUUUCAUAUUUUGUAUCUUUAUUCGAGCUGGUCGUUAGUUUAAGUAAGAGAAAAAUUAACGAGGAAUAAAUCCUCCAAAAGAUUAUUACCGUUUGUCAUAGAAUAAUUUAUCUGUUUCAAUAAAAUUUACAUUGACUGGAAAGUAAAA
Messenger RNA from Bemisia tabaci, 7504 nucleotides. The record is from RefSeq and is a predicted model, not a curated record. Lineage: Eukaryota; Metazoa; Arthropoda; Insecta; Hemiptera; Aleyrodidae.